AUGGGUAUGUACGACUACAUCGACCCGCGCACCUUGUUGCUCACGAGCGACGACCUGAAGAAGUCCAAGGACAUGCUUGAGCAGUUCAAGAGCAGCGGCAAAAAGCCGGAAGGUGUGACUGAUGCUGAAAUGUGGGCCCACCGGAAGAACAUCGAAGUGAGCAUCCACCCAGUUACAGGAGAUGAGCUUUUGAAGGUUGGCCGCAUGUCAGCCUUCGUUCCUAUGAACGUGCCUUUGUGCGCCUUCAUGCUCAUGGCCAACACCACGCCCAAAGUGCUUGCUGCUCAGUGGCUGAAUCAGACCUACAACAUGGUCAACAACUAUGUGAACCGCUCUGGCGCCACCGUUGAGUGGUCCGCACUGUUGCAGUCCUACGCCUUGGCAGUCACCGCCUCCUGCUCCAUUGCCCUCACGGGGAGGAAGCUUAUGGCGGCGGUGCCGGCUCUCUCGGUCAUGGGCCCCUUCGUUCCCUAUUUGGCCGUGAUCUCCGCGGGCACUGCCAACGUCUCCUUCACGCGUAUGGAGGAGUGGAAUGGAAAGGGCGUUGCCAUUGUGGACGAAGAGGGCAACGAGCUGGGCAUGUCGAAGGCUGCUGGUCAGAUGGGCGUGCUCCAGACCGUGCUCUCGCGAUCGUGCUUUUUGAGCCCAUCGCACCAAUGGUGA
Messenger RNA from Effrenium voratum, 663 nucleotides. The record is from the annotation of a GenBank genome assembly. Lineage: Eukaryota; Dinophyceae; Suessiales; Symbiodiniaceae.